AUGACUUGUAGAAACGACAGGCUUGCUGCGAGCUCUGGAUUACCAGCAUCACCCGCCACCCCCAGUGGAAAUUCUGUAAUUCCUUACGAUUCCGUGUCAAGCUGUGGGUCUUGGUUCAAUAUUUCUGCUGGUUUUAAGAGUGGAAAGCCCCAUAACAGAAACGAAAAUUGGCAGAUGAUAAUGGUCGGAAGUUUUGAGAUUUAUUACAAGAUUUCUGCUGUGGCAUCUGGUAUUAGAUUAAGGCAACUUGUUCUCAUGUCUGCAUCAGGUCCUACUGAUAAGGGAAUAUCAAAUAGUGCUUAUAUUCAUUUCAAUAAAAGGAAAUAUCAUAUGGAUUCAAUAUCAAAGCUAGUUAAUAUGGAGGAUGCUGCUGCAAGUUCAAGUUCUGAGAAUGUAACUAAGUUUCCACAUGAGAGCCCUAUGUCUGAUUGCCGAAGCGAGAUGGAGAAAUAUGGUUUGCCUACAGAGUUUGGGAAUAAAAGAAAGCAUUUCAGUGCAGUAAAGCCUCAUUCUGAACCAAGAAAUAUGAAAUAUGGAUAUGCUUCCAAGGAUUCAGAUUGUUCCAAGGGUUUUCGUUAUAAUGAACCUUUCGAUAUAUGCUUGUCUGGAAGCAGAAGUUAUGAACUUCAAGCUUCUUAUGCAAGAAAUAUGGAAAACCAGAAUGAAGAAGAUCACAUGGUUGAAUUUACAAAUCCAGAAGCACUGAAUUCCACCAAUCUAAUACUGAGGCCGGGGAUGGUAUUAUUGAAACAUUAUGUCACCCACACUGAACAGGUUGAAAUUGUGAAGAAGUGCAGGCAGCUUGGUCUAGGUCCUGGGGGCUUUUAUCAGCCUGGUUACAAAGAUAGAGCAAAACUUCGUCUGCAGAUGAUGUGCCUUGGCCGCGACUGGGAUCCUGAGACUAGGAAAUAUGGCUCUAGAAGAACAAUCGAUGGUACUCAGCCUCCUGCUAUUCCUCAUGAAUUUAGUUUGUUGGUUAAAAGAGCAAUUGAAGAGGCGCAUACCCAUAUUAAAGAGGACCUCAGAGUUUCCAGUGUGGAAGAGAUACUCCCUUCAAUUUCUCCUGAUAUAUGCAUUGCCAACUUUUAUACAACCAGUGGACGACUUGGCCUCCAUCAGGAUCGCGACGAAAGCAGAAAGUCUCUCAAAGAAGGAUUACCUGUGGUCUCCAUUUCUAUAGGUGAUUCAGCAGACUUCCUCUAUGGGGAUCAGAGAGACAUUGGAAAGGCAGAGAGUGUUGUUCUGGAAUCAGGAGAUGUGUUGAUAUUCGGAGGUCGUUCCAGACAUAUAUUUCAUGGUGUGACAUCCAUCAUACCAGACUCAGCUCCCACGAAUUUGUUGGAAGAAACUAAGCUUCGUCCUGGCCGUCUUAACCUUACCUUCAGACAUUCUAGAGAAGCCAAGCCGGUGAGCUCAGUUCUUCCCUCUCUCUCACACUGUGACAAUUGCAUGGCAUUGUAUGCAAGAAGUUUAGAUGUCACUUGGGGUUUCCCUCCAUACUGGGUUUGGAAUUGUUACAAAGAAAUAAGUGAGGACAACGUCACGGUAGUCAAGCUAUCGUCUGUGUGCUUUCUGAAUGUGAAGGGACAAUUCAAGAUGUCAGAGCUCUCAGCAGAAGUUGUUUAUGUGGGUGGCCUGAAGAAGUGCCAAGCAAGAACUCCAUGCAUAUUCUGCACCUGA
This is a messenger RNA of Prunus armeniaca (apricot), 1680 nucleotides long. The record is from the annotation of a GenBank genome assembly. Lineage: Eukaryota; Viridiplantae; Streptophyta; Magnoliopsida; Rosales; Rosaceae.